Molecule: messenger RNA, 1784 nt
Organism: Neoarius graeffei (lesser salmon catfish)
Lineage: Eukaryota; Metazoa; Chordata; Actinopteri; Siluriformes; Ariidae
Gene: prim1
Product: DNA primase subunit 1
Exons: 13
Coding region: 361-1413 (350 amino acids)
Biological process (GO): DNA replication, synthesis of primer
Cellular component (GO): alpha DNA polymerase:primase complex
Source: RefSeq, a predicted model, not a curated record
AGACACCCUGGCGCCACUGUCCAUCACACUGUGCUGCGUGGACUAUAUAAGAUGCGCACAAACAUCGAGGAAAACACAGCACACAUCAGACGGGGACUCCAUGCAACACCUGCUUCUCAUCAGUGAAUAUUUGGAUCCGUUUCUCUCUUUCUUUCUCGGUUUCAUUUCUUUCUUGCUUUCUGUCUUUCUAUCGCGGACGUGUCAGGAUCCAACGUCCAUCAUUUGUGCCGUGUGAGCAUUCCGUGCGUCCUUGAAUUGUCCAAGAACUACUUCCAGAACCGCGAGUUCUCAUUCACUCUCAAAGAUGACAUCUAUGUUCGGUACCAGUCGUUCAGCACCCAGAGUGAACUGGAGAAGGAGAUGCAGAAAAUGAAUCCGUAUAAGAUUGACAUCGGUGCAGUUUACAGCCACAGGCCCAGCCAACACAACACGGUGAAGUCUGGAACAUUUCAGGCCCUGGAGAAGGAGCUGGUGUUUGAUAUUGACAUGACUGACUAUGAUGAUGUCAGAAGCUGCUGCAGUGCUGCAGACAUUUGCUCCAAGUGCUGGACUCUGAUGACCAUUGCCAUUCGUAUUCUGGAUCGGGCACUGAGAGAGGACUUUGGCUUCCAGCACCUGCUGUGGGUUUACUCGGGCAGGAGAGGAGUGCAUUGCUGGGUUUGUGACGAAGCCGCCAGGAAGCUGUCAGUCGCAGCUCGUUCAGCCGUGGCCGAGUACCUCAGCUUAGUCAAGGGUGGUGAGGCGACUGUGAAGAAAGUUGUGCUAUCAGAUCCCAUUCACCCUUUUAUCAGCCAGUCUCUUUUUGUAGCAGAGCACUACUUCCCUCAGUACGCAAUCAUUGGACAGGACCUGUUGGGCAGUAAAGCAAGUGUUGACAAAGUGCUUAGCCUGUUACCUGAAGAUGUCAGGAAGGAGCUAUUAAACACUUACCAAACUGAGAAGAAUCCAAUGAAGCGCUGGGAACAACUAAGGACUGCAGUGCACCAGAAAAGGAUGACCAGUAAGAAGGGAGCUCAGUACUUUGAUAAGGAGAUCAUGCUGCAGUACUGUUACCCACGCCUGGAUGUUAAUGUCAGCAAAGGAGUCAACCAUUUACUGAAAAGUCCAUUUAGUGUCCAUCCUAAAACAGGUCGAAUCUCUGUACCAAUUGAUUUGAAAAACCUGGACAAAUUUGACCCUUUCGAGGUUCCUACAAUCAGCCUUAUCUGUGAAGAGCUGGACAAACCCCUAGCUGCUGAGGAGGAGAAAGAUAAAGAAAAUGAAACGGAACCUGGGGAACGGUGUAAAAUCAGAGAUUACAAGCAGACUAGUCUGGCAAAGUAUGUGAAGCUCUUUGAUCAAUUUCUGGAUGCUAUGGCUCGUUCCAGAAAAGGAGAGAUGCUAAAGAAAAGUGAUCUCCAGAAAGAAUUUUAAUGAGUCAGUCACUGAUGGUCCAAGACAACUGUGGAAGGUCAAGCAAGAAAUGGGAACUUACUGGAUUGUUUUUCUCCAACAGAACAAAAAUUGAAAUAGUUGGCUGUUUCCCUUACCUGGAUUCUUGAAUGUUUGACUUAAUUCUACAGUUAUCAUCACACACACAAUUAAUGAUCUGAAAACAGAAGGACACCUUUCAUUUUCUGAGUUUUAUCACACUGAACAGCUUUUCUCUACAGUAGAAAUGCCCUUCUGGUCUGUUAGAAUUUUUUAAACCAGGAAAAAUGGAAAGUAUUGUAUAUAAUUUGCUUGCACAUAUGGAGGAAAUGCAAAUAGAAUUCAAUAUUAAAUUCAUAAUGACCUUUCAGAAA